This is a messenger RNA of Phacochoerus africanus (Common warthog), 2076 nucleotides long. RefSeq names its product HEXIM P-TEFb complex subunit 1 (gene HEXIM1). Gene Ontology annotation, molecular function: cyclin-dependent protein serine/threonine kinase inhibitor activity; 7SK snRNA binding. The record is from RefSeq and is a predicted model, not a curated record. Gene Ontology annotation, biological process: negative regulation of cyclin-dependent protein serine/threonine kinase activity; negative regulation of transcription by RNA polymerase II. The transcript has a single exon. The coding region runs from base 647 to 1693 and encodes 348 amino acids. Lineage: Eukaryota; Metazoa; Chordata; Mammalia; Artiodactyla; Suidae. Gene Ontology annotation, cellular component: nucleus; cytoplasm; nucleoplasm.
AGGAGCUGUCGGAAGGGGGAGGAGGGCGGGAGGAAAAAGAGGAGGAGGCGGAGGAGAACUGAGCUGAGCAGAGCAUCGAGCCAAAGGGGAGAUGAGUUUGUCUGUCCUCGGUUGAGGCUCCGGCCGGGCCUAGGGAACUGGGAGCCCGGGUUGGAGCGACACCCGUGGAAGUGGGAGGAGGUGGCUCUGGGACUUUAACCCCUUGUGGGCUCUGCGGCAGGGGAUUUAACCCUUUGUGGAUCCAGCCCCUCGGAGUCAGCGUCAUCGGGUAGUUUUAACCCUUUCGGGGCUGGGUUUAACCAGUUGGAUUUAACAUCUCGUUGCCCACCAACUCCUCGAUAGCGGGGCGCUCUGCGGGGAGGCUUGAGGCCCACCCCCUCUGCACAUUACGUACUGUUUUGCUGCUGCACCCCCUUGGACCCGCUAGCUGGCCGCGCUGUGAGCGCUUAACCCUUUACUGACUUGAACUCCCCAAGUUGCAGUUGGAGUUUGCUGACAGAAGGACUGGCUAAAGGCAUCACUGCAGGAAUUACAGACCGAAGAGGACUGUGUUGGACAUUUUUGAAAAGAAAAGAAAAACCUCUUUUUUCUUUAAGGACUUAACAGCCAAAAUUCUUCAAACUUCGAGAAGAGGAUUCUAUUAGCCAUGGAUGAGCCACUCUUGUCAGAGUAUCAGCACCAGCCUCAAACUAGCAACUGUACAGGUGCCGCUGCUGUACAUGAAGAGCGGAACCCCGAUCGCCCCCCAGGCGCGGAGGAGCGAGUGCCCGAGGAGGACAGUAGGUGGCAAUCGAGAGCGUCCCCCCAGUCGGGUGGCCGUCCGGGACAGGAGGGGGAAGGGAGCCAGGAGCCUCAGCUGCCUCCCUUGCAAACCCAGGUCAGCCCAGAAUCCAGCUGCCCUGAAGCGGGUGAGAAGGGCCAGAAUGGGGACGACUUGUCCGCUGGCGGAGCUCCUCCGCCGACGGCGGGAGGGGAACAGAGGCCCGAGGCCAACAAAUUGGGGGCUUCUGCUGCAGGGGGCGAGGAGGCGUGGGGACAGCAGCAGAGACAAUUGGGCAAGAAAAAACAUAGGAGACGCCCCUCCAAGAAGAAGCGACUUUGGAAACCGUACUACACGCUAACCUGGGAAGAAAAGAAAAAGUUCGACGAGAAAGAGAGCCUUCGAGCUUCGAGGAUUCGAGCCGAGAUGUUCGCCAAGGGCCAGCCGGUCGCUCCCUAUAACACCACGCAGUUCCUCAUGGAUGAUCACGACCAAGAGGAGCCGGAUCUUAAAACCGGCCUCUAUCCCAAACGGGCUGCUGCCAAAUCCGACGACACCAGCGAUGAGGACUUUAUGGAAGAAGCAGGCGAGGAGGAUGGGGGCAGCGACGGAAUGGGAGGAGACGGCAGCGAGUUUCUGCAGCGGGACUUCUCGGAGACCUACGAGCGGUACCACGCGGAAAGCCUGCAGAACAUGAGCAAGCAGGAGCUCAUCAGAGAGUACUUGGAGCUGGAGAAGUGCCUCUCGCGCAUGGAGGACGAGAACAACCGGCUGCGGCUGGAAAGCAAGCGGCUGGGCGGCGGCGACGACGCGCGUGUGCGGGAGCUGGAGCUGGAGCUGGACCGCCUGCGCGCCGAGAACCUCCAGCUGCUGACGGAGAACGAACUGCACAGGCAGCAGGAGCGAGCACCGCUGUCCAAGUUUGGAGACUAGGCUGAAACUUUUGGGGGGAGGGAGCAACGGGGACUUUUUACAGUGAUGGAAUGUAACAUUAUAUACAUGUGUAUAUAAGACAGUGGACCUUUUUAUGACACAUAAUCAGAAAAGAAAUCCCCCCUGGCUUUGGUUGGUUUGGUAAAUUUAGCUAUGAUGUAGCUUGUGUGCUUUAUCCUCUUCUUUAAUUAUGUGAAACUGAAGGGUUGCUUUUCUUGUUUUCCUUUUUAGAAGUUUUUUCCUUUUUUAAUGUGUAAGUAAUUUGACCAAGUUAUGCAUUUUUCUGUUAAAAACCCCCUCCUUAAAUGGAGCUAUAAGGUGGCCAAAUCUGAGAACCAUUAAAUCCAUUCUAGUUAUAAUAAAUUUAAUAUUUGUAAAUGUAA